Molecule: messenger RNA, 1668 nt
Organism: Medicago truncatula (barrel medic)
Lineage: Eukaryota; Viridiplantae; Streptophyta; Magnoliopsida; Fabales; Fabaceae
Exons: 4
Coding region: 100-1533 (477 amino acids)
Biological process (GO): regulation of DNA-templated transcription
Molecular function (GO): DNA binding; zinc ion binding
Source: RefSeq, a predicted model, not a curated record
CUUUGAAAAAAAAAAAAAAUUUCUUUUUGUGAAAUAAACACACACAAGUUUCAGUUUCCCCCCCGAAACAAAUCAUUCACUGAUUUCGCAUCAAUCAGAAUGGAAGCCGAAACACGAAGAAAAGUUGAAGAAAUGGUUUUAGAUAUACUCAAAAAAUCCAACAUUGAUGAAACCACCGAGUUCACCAUUCGUGUUGCCGCCUCUGAACGACUCGGUAUCGACCUUUCCGGCCCAGAGACCAAGCAGUUCGUCAGAACCAUCAUCGAGUCUUAUCUUCUCUCUAUCGCCACCGACGCAGACAAACCCCCUCAAGAACCACCGCAAGAGACACCCAAGGAAGUUGAACCACCACAACCACAAGAGUUCAAUAAGGUGGUGGGUGUCAAACGCAAAAACGACGAUUCAGAAGACGUUAUUUGCCAGCUAUCAGCCAGGAGGAAUGUGGCGGUUCGAGAUUUCAAAGGGAUGACAUUGGUUUCAAUUAGGGAGUUCUACACUAAAGAUGGAAAACAGCUUCCCACUGCUAAAGGGAUAAGUUUAUCUGCUGAACAAUGGUCAGCUUUCAAGAAUUUUGUUCCCGCUAUAGAGGAAGCUAUCACUAAGUUGGAUGGAAGGAUAAGAUCAGAGCAUAAUGGCAGGAAAAUUGGAGAAGCUUCAAGUUCAGUUGUUGAUGUUCCCGUUGAGCCUGUCCCUGUUCAGUCUGUCCGUGUUGAGCCUGUCCCUGUUCAGUCUGUCCGUGUUGAGCCUGUCCCUAUUGAGAUCAUCCGUUUUGAUGGGAAGAAUUACCAAGUUUGGGCUGAACAGAUGGAGUUACUCUUGAAACAGUUAAAGAUCAAUUACGUGCUCACUGAACCAUGUCCAAAUGCUACAUUAGGGGAAAAAGAUGCAAGUGCUGGAAAGAUUGCUGAAACAAAAGCUGCUGAAAAGAGAUGGGUAAAUGAUGAUUCAUUAUGUCGUCGGAACAUCUUGAACCAUUUAUCUGAUAGUCUGUUCAACAAGUAUGCGAAUAGAAAAAUGAGUGCUAUUGAGUUAUGGGAAGAGUUAAAAUCUGUUUAUCUGUAUGAGGAAUACGGAACAAAGAGAUCUCAGGUGAAAAAGUAUAUUGAAUUUCAAAUAGUUGAUGAAAAAUCAGUUGUUCACCAAAUUCAAGAACUUAAUAGCAUUGCAGACUCUGUUGCUGCUGUCGGAAUGCAUAUUGAAGAGAACUUUCACGUUAGUGUCAUCAUUUCAAAGCUUCCGCUAUCCUGGAAAGACUUUUGCAUUAAGUUAAUGUGCGAAGAGCAUCUACCUUUCUGUAAGUUAAUGGAAUGCGUAACAAAAGAGGAAGAAUAUCGCAAUGGAGUCAAACAAAUGGGUGAACCUCCUUCUGAUAAUGUAAGAUUUCACCAUGCCAAUAAAGGGGGACUCAGAGAGGCUGACAUUAAGCCGCCACCAGGUUUUCAAAGGAAAUUUGAAUCUAAUGGCAAGAACAUUGCCUGUUAUAUUUGUGGGCAGAAGGGGCAUAUUUCUAAAAACUGUUGGAGAUGGAUGUAAUUAAGUGCUUUUAAAUUGUGGUAGUUAGUCAUUUUUGGGCGAUUAAAAAUGUUCAUAACCGUGUGAAAUUAAUGUGAAUUUUGUUAUCAAGUUAUUGGCUGAUUGAAUUAUAAACUUGCAACCGUUGUUGUCAAA